Messenger RNA from Cucumis sativus (cucumber), 2402 nucleotides. RefSeq names its product serine/threonine-protein kinase RIO1. Gene Ontology annotation, molecular function: protein serine/threonine kinase activity; ATP binding. The record is from RefSeq and is a predicted model, not a curated record. The coding region runs from base 439 to 2127 and encodes 562 amino acids. Lineage: Eukaryota; Viridiplantae; Streptophyta; Magnoliopsida; Cucurbitales; Cucurbitaceae. The transcript has 12 exons.
AAAAGAGAAAAAAGAAAAACCCUACGCGGGUUCUGCUUCUUCCACUUAUCAUCGACCCCUCCUCUCUUCCUGCUCGGUUUUUCUCCUCCGUCGGCGAUCGCAGCAAACCCACGAGCAGCGGUGACAGCCACGUAAACCGGCAGGUCUUCGUCGCGCACUACACCCACGUGUUUUCUUAUCUCUCCGCUUCUCUUCGUCACUCUCAACAUCUUCCCUUACUGCCCAGUCUUCCAGCGCAGCCACCGUUCUCUUCGCUCAUCAGCAAACCGACACCUUUGUGUACCUCGCCGGAAACGUCUCCGUGAGCCACCACUCUUCGCGAGAUUCUUGGUUGUGUUUAGGAUUUUUUUACUUAAUGGUUUUUCGGAAGUUUCUAAGGUGAUCUAUUUAAAGAUUCUUUUGGCGAGUUUUGAGUUUUGAUAUACAGUAACACCUCUGAUGGAAGCAGCAGGCAUGCCUGCUGUGGAAGAGAAGGUAGAUGAAGUCGAACCUUCAAUAAUGAAUAACGAUGAAUCGGUGGAAGAAGAUGAAGGAGAGGAGGACCUUUCAUGGUCAUCAGACUCUGAGAUUGGAGAUGCAUUGGACUGGUUGGAUGCGAAGGAAGAUCGAGAAACAGUCGAUGGGACUUUUUCACUCAAUGCUAGGCGUCCUAAUGCCCAUGGUGGGCUUUAUUCUCGUCAUAAUUCCUCAACUCUUCAACCUCUCUCAAAUCGGAACCAAAAGUUUACCAAUCACAUUAGAGCUUCACCUCUUGCGGAAUGGGAAGGGAGGUUUAAUGUGGGAAUGUCAAAUUCUGUUACCACUGCCAUUCGUGACAGUGUCAAGGAAAUGGCUAUAGGAAAGACGAAAACUACAGAGAAAGCUGAUCGUGCAACUGUUGAACAGGCAAUUGAUCCUAGAACUCGAAUGGUUUUAUUCAAGAUGCUCAACCGAGGUGUUUUUCAUGACAUUAAUGGCUGCAUUUCUACUGGAAAAGAAGCUAAUGUUUAUCACGCAACGAAAUCCGAUGGUCAAGAAUUUGCUAUCAAAAUCUACAAAACUUCAGUUUUGGUGUUUAAGGACAGGGAUCGCUAUGUCCAAGGUGACUACCGUUUCAGACACGGAUAUUGCAGGCAUAAUCCAAGGAAAAUGGUCAAGACAUGGGCUGAGAAGGAAAUGAGGAAUUUGAUGAGGUUAAAAGCUGCUGGAAUUAGAUGUCCUACUCCUCUUCUCUUGAGAAUGCAUGUGCUGGUCAUGGAGUUCAUUGGCAAGACAGGUUGGGCUGCACCACGUCUUAAGGAUGCUGCCUUGUCCUUGAACAGGCUACGUGAAAGUUAUUUGGAGAUAAUCAUCACGAUGCGAACCCUCUACCAGAAGUGCAAGUUAGUCCAUGGAGAUCUUAGUGAAUAUAACAUACUUUAUUUUGAGGGUCAUCUUUAUAUUAUAGAUGUUUCUCAAUCAGUUGAUCUCGACCACCCUCAUGCCCUCGAUUUCCUUCGUGAAGAUUGUCUUCAUGUUUCUGAUUUCUUUAAAAAACAUGGUGUAGCGGUAAUGACAAUACGAGAACUGUUUGAUUUUAUAGUUGAUCCAUGCCUCACUGAUGAGACGAUGGAUAAUUAUCUAGAAGAGAUGCAAGAGAAAAUCUCGGCUAGAGGUGAUAUAUCUGUUGAGGAUGAAAUUGCAGAUUCUGUAUUUGUUCAGUCAUAUAUUCCGAAGACACUGGAUAGUGUCAAACAUGCCGAGGAGGAUGUAAUACGUUUAACAAGUGGUCAGGACACUGAAGAUAUGUACUAUAAGACCAUUACAGGCUUAAAACAGGCCCUUCCAAUGGCUCAACCUACGUCAGAUCUAAAAGAUGAGGAAGAACACAAUGCAGACAUGAUCAAACCAUCCGAAAGUAUAACUGGCUUGUCGAACUCUUGCGAGAAAGCGACCGAAUCAACAUCAGAGGAAGAUGAAGAGAGCUCGAAUGAGUCAGAAGGAGAACCGGGUUCUUCAACCGAGACUACGCAGACACCAGUUGAUAGAAAAGCUGCGAGAAAAGAGAACAAAAAGAAGGUGAAGGAAGAGAAGAGAGAGGCUCGGAAGAACAAGGUCCCAAAGGCUGUAAAGAAACGAAAGAAGAAGUUGGCAAAGUCCCAUAAGUAAGUAGGGUGAAAAUUGGAUUCCUUAGUUUAUUGUUAAUUUAUCUUCCGUUUUUCAUUUGAUUUAACAAAGGGUACAAAUGAAAAUGGAGAUAAUACGAUUUUGUUUUCCGAUUUAUGAGAAUUAGGAUUUUUAGUUUCAAACAGGGAGAAACAUAUUGUACUUUCUCAUCUUUACUACAUGAAAGAAUGGUGAAAGUGGUUUAUAAAGUAAAAGGAAUUUUUACUAUUGUGGAAUAUUCUUAUUAUUCAAUAAAUACUACUUACAUUGGACAAAAA